Molecule: messenger RNA, 1939 nt
Organism: Aspergillus pseudotamarii
Lineage: Eukaryota; Fungi; Ascomycota; Eurotiomycetes; Eurotiales; Aspergillaceae
Exons: 2
Coding region: 648-1253 (201 amino acids)
Source: RefSeq, a predicted model, not a curated record
AUAGAUAAUAGAUAAGCUAGGGAUCAUCACCCGUGGCUCCAGACCCUCGUGGCCGCCCCACGUCCCAAAACACACAAUGGCGUCAGGGAACAACUACUUGCUUGCAGAUGCACCACGAGGACGAUUGACCAGGGGUGGUGUCGUUCUUAUUGAUCAGAAUCUGUAUGAGGUCGCACUAACUGUUUCAGAGACAUGUUUUCUAGGGUACUAAUCUAUCAUUUGGUCGUUUGUUGGGCGCAAUGUUCCCGUUUCCCAGCCACCCCGCAGUCGCAUUUUACCAGCCACCUUCAUUCGACCAUGGCCGCAACUUGCAUAUUUUUCUUCUUAUUUUCCUUCCAUUAAGCUCCUUUUACUCUGAGCCCUGCAUAACUGCUUUGUAUAGAGUCUUACUCUGUCUCUCCUCGUGCGGUUGAGUUGGCGAUUUAGAAAAAACCACACGGUCCAUCUCCCGGUCAACGCCAGGUCCGAUUUCAAUUCUGGCGACGGCCCAUUAUACGAGAAACCUAUUUAUCACAUCUGGGAUGACGCUAUAGUCACCGUACUCAACUGUGACCAUUCAACUGUAUCAUAAAAUCGGUCUCGAGGAACUCUACUCACAUCUCUGAAUCAGCUGGCACCGACGAUCGUCGUGUGGAAAGGCUAUCAAGAUGAUCGGCAGUUUUUUCUUCAUUUGCAAUCGCCUGGUGGAGAUUCUUUUCCUGAUACCAAUCAUUGGAAUGCUGGCGUACUUUAUCGACGGAUAUCUCAAGGCCAAUGUAAUCACCCCGACCUACAUCCUCGUGCUUUUCAUCGUCAGCACUAUCGCAGUCUUCUGGUGCUUUGACACAUUAAUCCGUCACGCGACCACCAAGCGCUCAGCCGCCUUUGUCGCUUUCGUCGACCUCCUCUUCUUCGGCGCUUUCAUUGCCGGGGUCUACCAACUGCGCUUCAUCGCAAAUGCCAACUGCUCCCAUUGGGAUGGGGGCUCUGUGUGGGUCUCCCUUGGCCCCUUUGGAGCCUAUGGCUACCGCACAGGCAACCCGCUGGCCCUGCAAGUCAACAAACAUUGUGCGAUGCUGAAGACCUGCUUUGCGCUGGGCAUCAUGGAGAUUGUGUUCUUCUUCUGGACCGCCUUUUGGGCGCUGUUUCUGCACAGUCGGUCCGAUGUGGUUGUUAAGGAGACAACGACAAUUCGAAGGAGAAGUCACAGCAGUCGGCGUGGACAUGGACAUCGUCGGAGCUCCAGUCAUCGCCGGCCGCAAUAUGUGGUCUAAUCAUAUUUCCUCCAUUUCGCUUAUUUUUCCGCAUUACUUUCCUCGAACAGUUUAUGAUUUACGGAUAUGACUUGGAUGACAUAGAUAAUGGGACGCCAAAAGCGCUAAAGGAAAAAUCACAAAAAAAUAAAAAAGAAAAAGAAAAAAGAAAUGAAAAAUGGGAAAAAAAGGGAAAAGGAAAUGACGCCCCCACCGGGAGAGAGACGAAGAUUGGUAAUGAAACUACGCGAUGUGAUAGUGAUGUGAUGAUAUUAUGAUACUAUUUGAAAGAUGACACGGUUUCUGUUUAUUGAACUUUGGACUCCAUUCCAUAGCUGCGAUCGCCUGUGUCCGGUGCUCUUCUUUGAUCCUGUGAUGCUAUGUGUAUGUUGUUUUCGAAGCCAGACCUUUCACAGACUCCACCGGAUUCGGCGUAAUCCUGCACAGCUUUGCUUUCCUUGUGAUAUUAUGACACAUGAUUUCUCCCUAAUUGAACUUUCUAUGAUAAUAGUAAUUUGGAGCAUGCUUUCACCUAAGCACUAGGCCGUCAGCUAGACGAUUAGGUACCCGAGAUAUAUAUCCAUUGGUCCGGACUGGCAUUUGCAGGUCACACAUGUGGAUUACCGGGAAGAUCCCUACACUAGUUCGUGAGCGAGGUAGAGUAUAGUUCAUUUAGUGACGAACUGCUCAGGCAGCCUCAAGCGGCG